ACGGGUUGCUUACUAGUACAAGUUAAAUUUCUACAGAUAGACAUCAAAGGCUUACGAACAAGUAUUUUUGAUUUGUUCUGAAUCUCUUAAACAACUGUUCUUCUAUUAACUUUUAUUAAAUUUACUAAAUUGUGUAAUUUAUAUUAACAUUCAACUCAAUUCUUUGUGAUAAAUUUAAGUUUAAUAGUCAUGGCUUCCUUUUUCUUUGUGUCCAGAGAAUUUUUACUUUUAUGGUGUAUUUUAACUACGGCUUUUAGUAGUCCAUCUACACCAGCAAUAUCUAGAAAAGUAAUGGAUGAAAUUUAUACAACUGCUCGACCCAUUAAAACGAUUGUUGAAUUAAAUACCUUCAGACCAUUAUCAAAGCAAAUAGCUAAUAAUCUGAAAACGACAAAUGUCGAAACGACCACAACUACAACAGUAGCUACAAAAACAACAACAAAAACUGUGUCUACUCCCAGAACAUUUAAUGGUAAUGAACCACUUUAUCGAUUAGACGGAGUGACCGGACAAGCGUGUAUUCUUCUACAAGUAGAUGCACUUAUAACUGUCAAAUUUCGUACAAAACUUGGGGAAGAACAAGAAGCUAAUAUUUAUGUUCCCAGUGAUGCUACUGUUACAGGAAAUUGUGACAGUGAAAACUUUGUUACAAUGUCACUGAAAUGGAAUGCUUUUGUUCUGUCUUGGAGUUUUGCUAAGACCCCCGGUGGUGAGCGAUGGUACGUUGAUAAAGUUGAGUUGACGUAUAAUUCUAGUGAUCGUCAUUUUCCACUAAUUGAUCAACCAAAUAAAACAAUUAGACUUACAUCUGGACAAAAAAAUACUCUUUUCCCAACACCUGUUGGUAAGUCUUACGUUUGUGAGGAAGAAGUUAGCAUUCCUUUAAGUGACGGUAAAAAUAAUGCUGCUCUUUUGUUAAGAGAUAUGAAAUUGCAACCAUUUAAAUUCAAAAAUAAUGAAUUUGCUGCUGAAUUUUCAUGUAAGUCGUUAAGCGCGCGUGCAGGUAGGGAUGAAACUGCACCAGUAGCUGUUGGUUCAACACUUGCUGCUGCUGUACUUUUAACUAUCACAGGUUACGCUGGAUGGCGAUAUUUCAAGGUGAAAAAAGUUAAAUAUGAUACAAUGGAGUAAGACAUUUUUUUAAGUUAUCAAAAAAGAAUAAUAAGCAUAAUGAAUGGAUGCUAAUUAUAUCCUUGUGACUGUUAUGGCUUUCAUUGUUGAAUAAUUACAUAUUGCUAACAUAUCGAUAAUUUUUACACUUCUUAUAUUAUUAAUAAGAGGUAAAUAACACAUUAAUGAUUAAAUAUAUAGAAAUUAAUUACCGAUAAAAAUAUUUCUCAAUAAUAAUUUGAAAAAAUAAAUUCUUAAUGUUUUGGAUCGUUAUAAAUCGUGCUUGAUUUUCGUUGUCAAUUUAUGAUCAGUUUGGGACGGAUGCAUUGACAUAAAUCUUUAUAAGCAUGUAUGUUGUAUAAAAUUAAAAACAAUCGUAUAGUGAAUAAUAAUUAGUGACAUCUUUUUAAAAAUAUUAUUCGAAAUAAAAUA
Molecule: messenger RNA, 1542 nt
Organism: Cotesia glomerata
Lineage: Eukaryota; Metazoa; Arthropoda; Insecta; Hymenoptera; Braconidae
Product: lysosome-associated membrane glycoprotein 5
Exons: 6
Coding region: 190-1131 (313 amino acids)
Cellular component (GO): membrane
Source: RefSeq, a predicted model, not a curated record